Messenger RNA from Galleria mellonella (greater wax moth), 2502 nucleotides. Its product is annotated as GATOR complex protein NPRL2-like. Gene Ontology annotation, biological process: negative regulation of TORC1 signaling; positive regulation of autophagy; cellular response to amino acid starvation. Gene Ontology annotation, cellular component: vacuolar membrane; GATOR1 complex. The record is from RefSeq and is a predicted model, not a curated record. The transcript has 9 exons. Gene Ontology annotation, molecular function: GTPase activator activity. Bases 244 to 1692 code for a protein of 482 amino acids. NCBI's taxonomy places the organism in Eukaryota, Metazoa, Arthropoda, Insecta, Lepidoptera, Pyralidae.
CCGUAAAACUAUUUAAAAAAAAACUUACCUACCUACGCGAAUUUGCGCGGAUGUCUGAAAUAUUUACCUAGCACGCUUCGCGCGGAUCAAAUGUAACAGGCGCUAAUGUUAUAUUUCAGUGUUUAUAUAUUUUAAUGUACACAUUUAGCCAUUUAAAAUAUUUUUUGGAGUGUAAUUAUUUGUGAUCAGCACUUAGUACUUUUGUUUUCUUGUGAUGUUUUGCUAUUAAGUGAUACUCAUCAAAUGCAAGUGCAGCAACUAUUCAAUGCAAUCUCGCAACACGAUUAUGAAGACAGUGUAAAUUCUAAACACGGCUUAAUGUCCUCUAAGAUGAUGGAAACCCGUUACUACGAGGGAUGUGGACGUGAAGGUCCAAUCCGAUGCAUUUUUCUAGGAGAAUUUCAUCCUGUCGCAGGACCUAAGAUCUCGUGUCAGUUUCCAGAAGAUUACAUAUCCAAAGAAGUAUUUGAUUCAAUCAGCGCCUACAUUAUACCCAAACCACAAAUACAAAAAUGCACUAUGACAAUAAAUGCCCUUGGUCACAAAAUAGUGGGCUACCCGAUCAGGAUAGACAACUCUCGGUACGAGCGCAACGUGUACCUGUUCAACCUGUGCUUUGUAUGUGACAGCUGGUCCAAGACCGUCCAGUACGAGCCUGUUGUCAAGAAACUAGGAGAACACUUGACAAUAAUGGAAGAGGAGACACGCUUUGUAUCAAGUGGAUGCACCAAACUGCCGACACUGCUCGCUCACCUUCUACACGACCUCAACACACAUCGUAAAGCUACAUUAGUAGAAGGUGACACGGUGAUGCACCUGAAGGUGCUGGAGGUGCGUAAGGAUCCUAGUCCGGUGCACGAUCACGACGUGCCGGUGCUGGUGGCGUCGGUGGGGCUGCCGCGGCCGGGCCGGGCGCCGCGCGCCGCGCCGCCCGCCGCCGCCGCCGCCGCGCCACCACCCGCCGCCCAGCACCGCCAGCACCUCGACCCCGACCCUGACGACGAGGAGCCCUUCCACGUCGACAUGGACGCCGACUGGGACCUCACCACCAGACAGCUACUCCCAUACAUCAACGGGUACAAUCAUGUAUCGAAGAUAGCCGCCGACACCAACGUAGAGAAGACACUGGUCAAGUCGUGUAUUCAGAAUUUACUCUACUACGGUGUGGUGACGCUGAUACCCGUGCUGAAGUUCAGCAACAUGUACCGAGCCACGCCGAGCCUUAGCCGCUUGUUUAGUGACCAUGAACUUCAAAAGUCCUGUCUCGCCUUCAUCUCUAUGGGUUCUGAUGCUAAACAAAAGCCCAAGUUGUCGGACGUGGUGGAGACGCUGUGCGCGCUGCAGCAGGGCACCACGCUGCGCGCGGUCAGCGAACGAUUCUGCAGCGCGCCGCCCGCCACCUUCGACAUCCGCCGCCUCGUCGUCUUCGCGCAGAUGCACGGCCUCAUCAAGUGUCUCAAACGGUACCCGGUGUACAUCCGGAGCCCGGCGCGGCCCAACGGGUUCGCGAGCCGCGGCGCCGGCGGCGGCGGCGGCGGCGGCGGCUCGGGCUCGGAAGCGGCGCUCGGCAUCCGGCGGCUGUUCACCGGCCGCCACUGCGCCGACGAGAUCUGCUGCUUGGCGCGCAUCGACCUCGCCGCGCUCGACCAGAUCAUCGAGGACGACCCCAACAUCGCCAUCAUAUGGAGGUAGACACGCGCGCGGACCCGCUGCCUGGCAUUUAUAUACUGGCUACCACGCUCACUCAUACUCUAACCCCCUAUACUUAUGAAAAUCUCACUACUCCAUACUAUAACAUCCCAUGGUUAAAUACAGCCGGCGCAACCCGACGUUAGUAUUCUUUUGAGGCCAUAACCUACACAAGUCGUAAUUAAGUACUAUUCGUAAAGAAACAUUGGGCAAAUAAUUAUACCAAUGAUCUUGUCUUCGCCCAGUGUCCAAGUAUUGUAGACUUUAUUCAUUAAUGUAUUCGUAGUCUGCGCUGGUCGCGUGCUAUCGGGCGGGCUGUAUGCUCAGCUAUUAUACAUUUGUAAAUAUAGGGGGUUAGUAUAACUUUGCUAUGGCUGUAAGGUUAAGGAUACGUCGUAGUUUUCCAGUUCGUUUCUUGUUAGUAUCAUGAGUCGUUGUGGAACCAAGGCUCCCAUGUCAACAGCAGGUCCCUUUUGACCUUCCACUACCUACACUACGUUACUGACGCUAUGUGUGUGUGUUGGUAAUGUUUUACAAAUCUUAAUGUUUGUAGUAUUAACUUUUUGUUGUCAUAAUUCUUUUGAAUAAAUUCAGAAUUAUAAUGUUUUGUUUGCAAUGUUAAUUGGUAUCGGAACUGGAAUGUGGCGCACGUGUCCUAAAUCCUGUGAGCUCGUGCAGUCCAACUGCACAUCGACCGCUGCGCGUGGCCGGCCAGUGAUGCGGCAAUCAUCUAGCGAUUACUUUAUUCAGUAUUAUUACUUUCAAACGUCGUAUUAUAUUUAUACAUUUUGUUAUAUAUAUAUAUAUAUAUAU